This is a messenger RNA of Penicillium subrubescens, 1656 nucleotides long. RefSeq names its product fungal specific transcription factor domain-containing protein. Gene Ontology annotation, biological process: DNA-templated transcription. The transcript has a single exon. The record is from RefSeq and is a predicted model, not a curated record. Bases 1 to 1656 code for a protein of 551 amino acids. Gene Ontology annotation, cellular component: nucleus. Lineage: Eukaryota; Fungi; Ascomycota; Eurotiomycetes; Eurotiales; Aspergillaceae. Gene Ontology annotation, molecular function: zinc ion binding; DNA binding.
AUGAAACGAUUGAAAUCGCCCGAGAGACUGGCCCAGGAAAAGUCUGGGCUCGUUUACAUUAUUUGUGCUCUAGCGGCACCAUUUUACUACGCUGAAAAACUGUGCACAAACACAGAUGGCCUCAAAAGCAAUGUGCAGUACUUUGACGCAGGUCGCGGCUGGGCCGAGGCUGCGAGGCACUGUCUCUUUACCGGAUUUGGAGACAUGGGCAUUGAGAGCAUAAUGACCGAGGUCCUGCUCCAUGAGUACUAUCUUCGGGUGGGAGAGUAUGCAAAGGGAUUUAUGGUGUCAGGACAGAUCACUCGACAUCUGCAAGUUGUCCAGCUUAAUAUGGAGCGGGACUCGGAUGUGUUGUGUCAAAGAAGCCCGGCUUCCUGUCACAUCAAAGAAAGUAGGAGAAGGCUAGCGUGGGCCUGCUAUCUGCUAGACUCGUUGAUUGAGUGUGGAAUCGACCAACUUCGUCUGAUUCCGUACGACGAUAUUCUGGUUCAGCUUCCUUGCUCUGAUGAACUCUUCAUCACAAAUACGCCUUGCAUUACGGAGAUGUUGUCUCGAGGCAAGCUGCUACCAGGAAUUAAUCCAGUGCCUGGAAUCGACUUUGCAGCACAUCUUGACCUUCGGGCUUACUACCUCCGUGCCACGAGUAUUCGAUCCAAACUCCUCAAAUAUGUGAAGCAUCUGGAAGGAGAGGUACCGUGGGUGGAAGGCAACAAUUCCCGAUUUUCCCAGCUCGACCACGAGCUAAAAGACCUGGAAGCCUCGAUUCCCGAGAAUAUGAGAAUUUCAGCCGAGAAUAUGUACCUGUGCAAAGGCUCCGGAAGGCUGAACUUGUACUUCGGUUUACACAUCCUGAUCUCCCAAAACUUCCACGACCUAUAUCGAGUUGGUGUUUCCAAUCUCGUCUUCCCCAACACUGCGACAAGCUGGAUCCGCGAAAACGCACCGGAAGACUUCAUCCGGCGUUGUCAUCAUGUAUGCGCCACCAAAUCCGCCUACAUCGCCUCUCUCCUGAGCGAUCUGUGGAACUGUCACAAACCAAGCCUCGUCGACUGGCCAUACGCAAUGCACACGCAAGUCUGCAGCAGUGUCAUAGUCACCACAAUCAUCUCAUGGGGUCGCCCUGAACCUCUCAUUCCGCAAUUCUCGUACCUCGACUACCAAGCCAUGCUUCAAAAGAACGUGAUUAUAUUGCAAUAUCUCCAGCGCUUCAUGAAAGUCAGCAUGUACUGCGAAUCAGCCAUUCAAGCCCUGAAACGCUUUAACGCGCUAUUCGUUCCUGAAUCGCCUGAUUUUGUCAACUCGUCGGCAAACGCCCUACUUUCUGGAAAUCAGUGCAACAGUUCCAACCCGUCUUCCCUUGAGUAUAUCCUGAAUCCUCUGGGUACAUACCCCAUGGCCCGGAAGCAGGCUCAGACCCAGGAUACAUCCACACCGGAUGAGACUGAGGAUGAUACGCCGACGCCGCAACUGCCCAAAGUGGAGGGCCCGAUGAUUGCACCAGCUCUCAAUCUAGAGAACUGUCCCAGUCCGGGUGGCAUAUUUUCGGGUCAUUUCUUCGACUGGGAGGCGGAUAUGUCUAUUUUGCCGGGAUUGGGUUAUCCCACGUUCCUCGAUCAGUUUCCCAUGGAGGCACCGAGGGAUUUGAAUUUGCUUUGA